Molecule: messenger RNA, 3128 nt
Organism: Otolemur garnettii (small-eared galago)
Lineage: Eukaryota; Metazoa; Chordata; Mammalia; Primates; Galagidae
Gene: FAM131A
Product: family with sequence similarity 131 member A
Exons: 7
Coding region: 998-1828 (276 amino acids)
Source: RefSeq, a predicted model, not a curated record
AUUUGCUGCCUCUGCUUUAUGGCCUGCUCCCUCUGGAGAAGGGGUGUGGAUAGGUGGGUAUCCUCCUUUCCAGAGCUGGCACUGUAGCACCAUUCCCUGUAACUUGGCACCCCUCCUGCCUCUUCCCCUGUCCAUGAUUGCAGGGGUCUGGGGAAUCGCUGUUGCCUGGAAACAGUGGGCCCCUUGGGUAGGCAUGAGGGGAUGCCUUCUUGGUUAGGAGAGAGGGGAGGUUAAUAUUAGAACAUUGUUACCUCUUGGUCCUAUCAGAAUGUGGUGCAAUGCCCUGUGUGUGAAGCCUCUGCGUUUGAGCCUGUUUAUAAUCAGAGGAUCUCCUGAUGGCUUCAAGAUGUCAUCUGUAAAAUGAGGGGACUGGAUGCAGAGCUGGGUGGGCGCGGCUGAGUCUCCACUUCCCCUGCCUUUAGGGUGGCUCCAUAGUCGGUCCGGUCUGGGAAAGAGGACCAGCAUUUUCCAACCUCUGCCCCAGGCCGCACCUGCGUGGUCGUGAUGUUACGUUGGCUGCACCCCGCCUGCUCUGAGUGGUGACGUGGACGGCCACGCCCCUGUGCUUACGUCACCGGCCGGUUCCCUCUCCGGGGAGCGGCGACGGACGCGCGGCUUCCACCCCCUCCCAUCUCACGGGCUCUCCCCUCCCCGGAGGUGGCCGCGACCCGACCCUUUGGAAGGCGAUGGCCCGGGCUCCGAGUGCGAGCUAGCGUGACUCGGUGCCCGGCCAUGGGCUGUAUCGGCUCUCAGAGCCCGGCGGGUCAGGCAUUUCUGGGGACCACCAGCUGGCUGAGGCUCAGGGAGAGAGACGGCUAUUCCAGCUAAAGCGGCCUCGGACCCUGCGUGGGCUGUGGAGUGGAUCGAACUUCCUCGAGGCCUCUCUCUAUCUUCUUUGGGAUCUGUUCGGACCCUCCGAGGCUGGAGCCGGUCCUCUCGCCCUUCCUCGGUGGACAGCCAGGACUUGCCAGAGGUGAAUGUUGGAGACACAGUCGCAAUGCUGCCCAAGUCCCGGAGAGCCCUAACUAUCCAGGAGAUUGCUGCGUUGGCCAGAUCCUCCCUGCAUGGUAUUUCCCAAGUGGUGAAGGACCACGUGACCAAGCCUACUGCCAUGGCCCAGGGCCGAGUGGCUCACCUCAUUGAGUGGAAGGGAUGGAGCAAGCCAAGUGACUCGCCUGCUGCCUUGGAAUCAGCCUUUUCCUCCUAUUCAGACCUCAGUGAGGGUGAACAAGAGGCUCGCUUUGCAGCAGGAGUUGCUGAGCAGUUUGCCAUUGCAGAAGCCAAGCUCCGGGCAUGGUCUUCGGUGGAUGGUGAAGACUCUACUGAUGACUCCUAUGAUGAGGACUUUGCUGGAGGAACUGACAUAGAUGUGGCUGGGCAGGUGCCCCUGGGGCCCCACCUCCAGGACCUCUUCACUGGCCGUCGUUUCUCCCGGCCUGUGCGCCAGGGCUCCGUGGAGCCUGAGAGCGAUUGCUCGCAGACCGUGUCUCCAGACACCCUGUGCUCUAGUCUGUGCAGCCUGGAGGAUGGGUUGCUGGGCUCUCCAGCCCGGCUGGGUGAUGAGCUGCUUCUUGCCAAACUGCCCCCCGGCCGGGAAAGUGCCUUCCGCAGCCUGGGCCCAUUGGAGGCCCAGGACUCACUCUACAACUCACCCCUCACGGAGUCCUGCCUUUCUCCCGCUGAGGAGGAGCCAGCUCCCUAUAAGGACUGCCAGCCACUCUGCCCACCACCAAUGGGCAGCUGGGAACAGCAUCGACAAGCCUCUGAUGUGGCCUCUUCUGGGGUGGUGUCCUUAGAUGAGGAUGAGGCAGAGCCAGAGGAACAGUGACUCAAGUCAUGCCUAGUGGUGGCAUGUGUCCCCUGGCCGCUGCUAGGGGCAAGAGCCUCUGUGCCCAAGUGUAGGCUCAAGGCUCCCAGCAGAGCUCCACUGCCUAAAGGGCUCCUGGGAGCACUCACUUCUCCGUUGUGUGUUUUGCAUGAAAGUGUUUGGAGAGGAGGCAGGGGCUGGGCUGGGGGCGCAUGUCCUGCCCCCACUUCUGGGGUUUGCUGGGGGUUGCCCGGGGCCCCUGGGGCAUGGCUACAGCUGUGGCAGAUGGUGAUGUUCAUGUUCUUAAAUCAAAAACUCCACACACACAUUUCCUCCUUGGAUGAUGUGAACCCCUGAGAGGGUUGUUAUGACUGGGCCGUGUGUGGGUACGGUGGGAGGGGGCCUGGCCACCUCCCCAUCCUCCCCAUCCUCCCCAUCCUCCCCAUGCCUCUCUGUUCUCUGCUUUUCUCCUCUACUUUGAGUCCAUAUACAGUGCUUGAUAGAAUCACUCCCAUGCUGGGGGCUGGCUCCUGUCCUCCUGGAGCCUACAAUGGAGCUGUCCCCCAAGGGCCCCUUGCCCAUCUGGGCUCGUGCUGUGCUUCACCUCUCCAUUGUCUCUAAAUCUUUUUUUUCCUAAAGACAGAGGAUUUUUUGGUCUGUUCUUUCAGUCGGAUCUUCUCUGGGAGGCUUUGGAAUAAUGAAAGCAUGUACCUUCACUCCUGUGAUGGUCCCCCAGUGGGACCUGGGCCCUUUCCCAGCCCCUCCUAGGAUGUGUGGGCAGCUCCCUAGUGGUUCUGGACAGCUACCCUGACCCACUAAGACAGUUCUGUUUAGAGUGGAGUUGGAAGGUUGGCUCUGGUUGCUACAGAGCUGACUUCCAUGUUCUUCCAGCGAGGGCCACAAGGGGGCCACAGGGUGGCGGGCACUUGUCAGCUGAUGCCUUCCAAGGGCUGCAAUCGUGCCAAUGAGUGACAUUCCUAAGGGAGUGUCUCCCUUUGGGGAGGAAACAGAGUAGUGCCUUUCUGGGCUGAAUGAAAGGCCAAAGCUACAGUACUUGGGGCUCCUGCCCCAGCCAGGGUGUUAAUGACCAAGCAUUGGAGGUCUCUGGCAUUCCAAGGACUCUAGAUUUUUAUGGCUGUCAAGAGUUGGGGUGGCUGGAGAAUUAGGGGCCUUGUAAGCUUCAUCAGGUAAGAGGGCCCAAGGUAAGAACAAGAGCCAGUGGCACACGUGUUGUAUAUAUAAGUGGCUCAUUAGGUGUUUAUUUUGUUCUAUUUAAGAAUUUGUUUUAUUAAAUUAAUAUAAAAAUCUUUGUAAAUCUCUA